GUAACAUGGUGGCAGUCUCAAACUUGGUGGGAAACAAAUACACAAGGCCUCUCCACAAAGGAUGAUUCUUUAAAAGUUAACAUAACACUGUCAUUUGGCAGAAGGUUUCACAUAUCUGGUGGUAUAAAAGUGAGAUUUUACAAUGAAAGGCCAUUUGAGAUGUUUUUGGAGAAGUCUAAAGACUUUGGAAAAACUUGGAGAGUUUUGCAAUAUUUUGCUUUUGAUUGUUCUAAGUCAUACAACAUGCUUGGAACAGCUCCUGUCGAUAAAAACAGUCUAUUUAAUGCAACAUGCACUGAAGAUUAUAGUGGACAGUACCCUCCCAGAUAUGGAAAAGUGGAGUACAGGUUUGAUGCAAGAUAUGAACCAGGAUGUGGUUACUUCAAUCAAGAUAUCCAGAAUUUCAUGCUUGCAACAAAUGUGCGCAUCAGACUGGAAAAACCAUUUACCGAUGGCCUUGGAAGUUUAUUUCCAAUUGAAGAAAACCUCAACAAAUACUAUUAUGCCAUUUCAGAUAUUGUAAUUACGGGACGGUGUAACUGUAAUGGGCAUGCACAGUUCUGUACUGGACCUCGCAUGCAAGAGACUUGUGAUUGUGAGCAU
Porites evermanni is the source of this 603-nucleotide messenger RNA. Lineage: Eukaryota; Metazoa; Cnidaria; Anthozoa; Scleractinia; Poritidae. The record is from the annotation of a GenBank genome assembly.